CGAGCGCCCCGUGUGAUCUGACGUGUUCCCUCUCUUUCUGUGCCCCCUGCCCACUUUCCAGGUUAGCUUUAUACGUCUACGAAUAUUUACUGCACGUAGGAGCACAGAAAUCUGCACAGACCUUCUUGUCGGAGAUUCGAUGGGAAAAAAACAUCACGUUGGGAGAACCGCCUGGGUUUUUGCACUCGUGGUGGUGCGUAUUUUGGGACCUUUACUGUGCAGCUCCUGAAAGGCGAGACACUUGUGAACAUUCGAGUGAAGCAAAAGCCUUUCAUGAUUACAGUGCGGCAGCCGCCCCAAGCCCCGUGCUUGGCAACAUUCCCCCCAACGAUGGGAUGCCGGGAGGCCCCAUCCCGCCGGGUUUCUUUCAGGGUCCUCCGGGGUCACAGCCCUCGCCGCACGCACAGCCUCCACCUCACAAUCCCAGCAGCAUGAUGGGACCCCACAGUCAGCCUUUUAUGUCACCGCGCUACGCAGGCGGCCCCAGGCCCCCGAUCAGAAUGGGAAACCAGCCUCCGGGAGGAGUUCCUGGGACCCAGCCACUGCUGCCCAAUUCCAUGGAUCCCACCCGACAACAAGGGCACCCCAACAUGGGAGGAUCAAUGCAGAGAAUGAACCCUCCCCGAGGCAUGGGGCCCAUGGGGCCCGGCCCACAGAAUUAUGGAAGCGGCAUGAGACCACCACCCAACUCCCUCGGCCCCGCCAUGCCCGGGAUUAACAUGGGCCCGGGAGCCGGCAGACCCUGGCCAAAUCCUAACAGUGCUAACUCAAUUCCAUACUCCUCCUCAUCACCUGGUACCUACGUGGGACCUCCUGGUGGUGGUGGCCCCCCAGGAACACCCAUCAUGCCUAGUCCUGCAGAUUCAACAAAUUCCAGUGACAACAUCUACACAAUGAUUAAUCCGGUGCCGCCUGGAGGCAGCCGGUCCAACUUCCCGAUGGGUCCAGGCUCAGACGGCCCGAUGGGAGGCAUGGGCGGCAUGGAGCCGCACCACAUGAACGGAUCGUUAGGGUCAGGUGACAUAGAUGGACUUCCAAAAAAUUCUCCGAACAACAUAAGUGGCAUUAGCAACCCUCCAGGCACCCCUCGGGACGACGGUGAGCUAGGAGGGAACUUCCUGCACUCCUUCCAGAACGACAAUGUAAGUGCUGCGUACUAA
Molecule: messenger RNA, 1160 nt
Organism: Leptonychotes weddellii (Weddell seal)
Lineage: Eukaryota; Metazoa; Chordata; Mammalia; Carnivora; Phocidae
Source: RefSeq, a predicted model, not a curated record